CAUAUUCACCAUCAACUACCCAAUCAGCAACAACUUUAACAUCCCUUACCUCUAUGACUACUGGUUCUGCAGUGCCCACCACUUCAAGCACUAAUGACUACACGUCAAUAGACGUAACUGGACAAACCACUGACACUUCCGAAAUGUCACGAAGCACUAGUCAGAAGUUCCCAGUAUCUGCUUCCACAGAUGUCACACCUCCCUCCUUUUCAACAACAACAUUCGCAACAGUAGUGACAACAGCAACAGAUGGCCCAAUCCAAACAAGUCCAAUAGUUUCUACAACAGAUGACUCGGCUCAGCCCACACUGUUCUCCUCAACUGAAGCUGUCCAUUCAACACCAUCCACCUAUUCAACAUCCAUGCCCUUAACAUCUUAUCCAUCAGUCACUUCUGAAACUACAGAAACAACCUCAACAGACUACACAUCAAUUAAAAUAACUGGACAGACUUCUGAAUCUUCACCAGCACCAGAUCAAACAAGUCAGCAAUCAUCAGCAAUUCCAACCACAGAUGAAACCAUGGCUUCAGUUUCAACAGCUAAAUACAACUCCACAACUGUGCUACCACCAUUCACAGGAAGUGCAACUCAAACAGUUCCUAUAACAGAAAUAUCCACUCAAAUAACUCCUGUAUUCUCAACUGAACCCACAUAUUCACCAUCAACUACCCAAUCGGCAACAGCUUUAACAUCUCUUAUGUCUGCAGCAACUGACACUUCAAGCACUAAUGAAUACACAUCAAUAGACAUAACUGGACAAACCACUGACACUUCCGAAAUGUCAAGAAGCACAAGCCAGAAGUUCCCAGUAUCUGCUUCCACAGAUGUCACACCUCCCUCCUUUUCAACAACAACAUUCGCAACAGUAGUGACAACAGCAACAGAUGGCCCAAUCCAAACAAGUCCAAUAGUUUCUACAACAGAUGACUCGGCUCAGGCCACGCCGUUCUCCUCAACUGAAGCUGUCCAUUCAACACCAUCCACCUACUCAACAUCCAUGCCCUUAACAUCUUAUUCAUCAGUCACUUCUGAAACUACAGAAACAACCUCAACAGAGUACACAUCAAUUAAAAUAACUGGACAGACUUCUGAAUCUUCACCAGCACCAGAUCAAACAAGCCAGCAAUCAUCAGCAUUUCCAACCACAGAUGAAACCAUGGCUUCAGUUUCAACAGCUGAAAAUAAUUCCACAACUAUGCUACCACCAUUCACAGGAAGUGCAACUCAAACAGUUCCUACAACAGAAAUAUCCACUCAAAUAACUCCUGUAUUCUCAACUGAACCCACAUAUUCACCAUCAACUACCCAAUCGGCAACAGCUUUAACAUCCCUUACUUCUGCAGCAACUGACACUUCAAGCACUAAUGAAUACACAUCAAUAGACAUAACUGGACAAUCCACUGAAACUGCAGAAGUAUCAAGAAGCACAACUGAAGCCACAUAUUCACCAUCAACUACCCAAUCAGCAACAAUUUUAACAUCCCUUACCUCUAUGACUACUGGUUCUGCAGUGCCCACCACUUCAAGCACUAAUGACUACACGUCAAUAGACGUAACUGGACAAACCACUGACACUUCCGAAAUGUCACGAAGCACUAGUCAGAAGUUCCCAGUAUCUGCUUCCACAGAUGUCACACCUCCCUCCUUUUCAACAACAACAUUCGCAACAGUAGUGACAACAGCAACAGAUGGCCCAAUCCAAACAAGUCCAAUAGUUUCUACAACAGAUGACUCGGCUCAGCCCACACUGUUCUCCUCAACUGAAGCUGUCCAUUCAACACCAUCCACCUAUUCAACAUCCAUGCCCUUAACAUCUUAUCCAUCAGUCAGUUCUGAAACUACAGAAACAACCUCAACAGACUACACAUCAAUUAAAAUAACUGGACAGACUUCUGAAUCUUCACCAGCACCAGAUCAAACAAGUCAGCAAUCAUCAGCAAUUCCAACCACAGAUGAAACCAUGGCUUCAGUUUCAACAGCUAAAUACAACUCCACAACUGUGCUACCACCAUUCACAGGAAGUGCAACUCAAACAGUUCCUAUAACAGAAAUAUCCACUCAAAUAACUCCUGUAUUCUCAACUGAACCCACAUAUUCACCAUCAACUACCCAAUCGGCAACAGCUUUAACAUCUCUUAUGUCUGCAGCAACUGACACUUCAAGCACUAAUGAAUACACAUCAAUAGACAUAACUGGACAAACCACUGACACUUCCGAAAUGUCAAGAAGCACAAGCCAGAAGUUCCCAGUAUCUGCUUCCACAGAUGUCACACCUCCCUCCUUUUCAACAACAACAUUCGCAACAGUAGUGACAACAGCAACAGAUGGCCCAAUCCAAACAAGUCCAAUAGUUUCUACAACAGAUGACUCGGCUCAGGCCACGCCGUUCUCCUCAACUGAAGUUGUCCAUUCAACACCAUCCACCUACUCAACAUCCAUGCCCUUAACAUCUUAUUCAUCAGUCACUUCUGAAACUACAGAAACAACCUCAACAGAGUACACAUCAAUUAAAAUAACUGGACAGACUUCUGAAUCUUCACCAGCACCAGAUCAAACAAGCCAGCAAUCAUCAGCAUUUCCAACCACAGAUGAAACCAUGGCUUCAGUUUCAACAGCUGAAAAUAACUCCACAACUAUGCUACCACCAUUCACAGGAAGUGCAACUCAAACAGUUCCUACAACAGAAAUAUCCACUCAAAUAACUCCUGUAUUCUCAACUGAACCCACAUAUUCACCAUCAACUACCCAAUCGGCAACAGCUUUAACAUCCCUUACUUCUGCAGCAACUGACACUUCAAGCACUAAUGAAUACACAUCAAUAGACAUAACUGGACAAUCCACUGAAACUGCAGAAGUAUCAAGAAGCACAACUGAAGCCACAUAUUCACCAUCAACUACCCAAUCAGCAACAACUUUAACAUCCCUUACCUCUAUGACUACUGGUUCUGCAGUGCCCACCACUUCAAGCACUAAUGACUACACGUCAAUAGACGUAACUGGACAAACCACUGACACUUCCGAAAUGUCACGAAGCACUAGUCAGAAGUUCCCAGUAUCUGCUUCCACAGAUGUCACACCUCCCUCCUUUUCAACAACAACAUUCGCAACAGUAGUGACAACAGCAACAGAUGGCCCAAUCCAAACAAGUCCAAUAGUUUCUACAACAGAUGACUCGGCUCAGGCCACGCCGUUCUCCUCCACUGAAGAUGUCCAUUCAACACCAUCCACCUACUCAUCAUCCAUGCCCUUAACAUCUUAUCCAUCAGUCAGUUCUGAAACUACAGAAACAACCUCAACAGACUACACAUCAAUUAAAAUAACUGGACAGACUUCUGAAUCUUCACCAGCACCAGAUCAAACAAGUCAGCAAUCAUCAGCAAUUCCAACCACAGAUGAAACCAUGGCUUCAGUUUCAACAGCUGAAAAUAACUCCACAACUAUGCUACCACCAUUCACAGGAAGUGCAACUCAAACAGUUCCUACAACAGAAAUAUCCACUCAAAUAACUCCUGUAUUCUCAACUGAACCCACAUAUUCACCAUCAACUACCCAAUCGGCAACAGCUUUAACAUCUCUUAUGUCUGCAGCAACUGACACUUCAAGCACUAAUGAAUACACAUCAAUAGACAUAACUGGACAAACCACUGACACUUCCGAAAUGUCAAGAAGCACAAGCCAGAAGUUCCCAGUAUCUGCUUCCACAGAUGUCACGGCUCCCUCCUUUUCAACAACAACAUUCGCAACAGUAGUGACAACAGCAACAGAUGGCCCAAUCCAAACAAGUCCAAUAGUUUCUACAACAGAUGACUCGGCUCAGGCCACGCCGUUCUCCUCAACUGAAGUUGUCCAUUCAACACCAUCCACCUACUCAACAUCCAUGCCCUUAACAUCUCAUUCAUCAGUCACUUCUGAAACUACAGAAACAACCUCAACAGAGUACACAUCAAUUAAAAUAACUGGACAGACUUCUGAAUCUUCACCAGCACCAGAUCAAACAAGCCAGCAAUCAUCAGCAUUUCCAACCACAGAUGAAACCAUUGCUUCAGUUUCAACAGCUGAAAAUAACUCCACAACUAUGCUACCACCAUUCACAGGAAGUGCAACUCAAACAGUUCCUACAACAGAAAUAUCCACUCAAAUAACUCCUGUAUUCUCAACUGAACCCACAUAUUCACCAUCAACUACCCAAUCAGCAACAGCUUUAACAUCCCUUAUGUCUGCAGCAACUGACACUUCAAGCACUAAUGAAUACACAUCAAUAGACAUAACUGGACAAUCCACUGAAACUUUAGAAGUAUCAAGAAGCACAACCGAAGCCACAUAUUCACCAUCAACUACCCAAUCAGCAACAACUUUAACAUCUCUUACCUCUAUGACUACUGGUUCUGCAGUGCCCACCACUUCAAGAACUAAUGAAUACACAUCAAUAGACAUAACUGGACAAACCACUGACACUUCCGAAAUGUCAAGAAGCACAAGCCAGAAGUUCCCAGUAUCUGCUUCCACCGAUGUCACGGCUCCCUCCUUUCCAACAACAACAUUCGCAACAGUAGUGACAACAGCAACAGAUGGCCCAAUCCAAACAAGUCCAAUAGUUUCUACAACAGAUGACUCAGCUCAGGCCACACUGCCUUCUUCAACUGAAGCUGUCCAUUCAACACCAUCCACAACCUUAACCCCUCUUCCACCAGUCACUUCUGAAAUUACACAAGAAAGCUCUACUGAUGGUGUCCAUCCAACACCGUCCAUCAACUCAACACCUUUUACGUCAGUCACUUCUGUAUCUGAGAUACCUGCCACAGCAAACUCAACAGAGCAGACAUCAAGUAUAACAACUGGACAGUCUACUGCAUCUUCAACAGCACCAGUCCAACCAAGUCAGCAAUCAACAACAUUUCCAAGCACAGACAGCUCCACAACUAUGCCAGCAACCUCCACAAAAAGUUCAACUAUAUCAUUUCCCAUGACAGUCACAAAUAAUGUUUCAAUUUCUACACAGCCCACCCACUUCACCUCCAAAAAUCUGUCACCUUCCACCUCUGAAUCAAUCAAAUCAACUGUUGUACCCAGUACUGGAUACACAGCGAAAGAAACACUUUUGCCACCAAACAAUUUCAGCUCCACAACCCUGAAAACAUCGACAGUAGGUCCAACCCAUACAACUUUAUCGUCAUCAACCACAAAAUACUCCUCCACAGCUCUAUCCUCUACCAUCAGUGCAGCUUCUUUUUCCAGCUCUACAGCUGAAGAAGAGAAACAAUCAACAACAUUACCUUCUACAAGUUCACAAAAUUCUGUAUCGCCAAGUGAAUCUUCAAUAUCAACUAUCACUGCUGUCACCAUAAAUAGCUGCACAGAUUGCGAGUGUAAUGGUGCACCAUGUUUUUUUAACAUGACUUCUGGGUUGUGUGAAUGCAACUGCAGUGAUUCCACUUAUGGUGAUUCAUGUAGUUUUGCAGCUAACAUAAGACCUGUUAUAUUCUCUGAGGGGAGACCUACAAGAAAGGCAAACAUUUCUUUGAAAAUUAUGAAGGAAUAUAUUCCUGACUUUGAGGAUUUGAACUCUGAGGCAUCCAAAAACUUGAUUUCAAAGUUAUCACGUGAGCUUUCUGACAUUUGCAGAAGAGCAGAUCCACAAAACUUCAGAGAUGUAAAGAUCAUCAGACUAUUACGUGGAAGCGUCAUCGUCAAAAGCAUUGCACAGUACAACUAUCCCAACAACCAAUCACAAAUAGAGUUUCUCAACAAGGAUCUAGAACUCUCUCUAACUAAGUUGUUUAAUAAUUCAGAUUUGCUUAAACAUUUAAGCGAAGCACUUGGAAAUGUUUCUGUUCAGGAUGCAGAAGUUCUAAUGCAGACAGCUGAAAUAGCAAAUGUUUCAGACCUGAAACCGUUCAUGAGUUGUAAAUCGGAUUUUGCCAACUACACACUGAAUAUUGUGGAAGGUGCCUGGGUGUGUGAGGGGCCAUGCAAAAGUAACCCCAGCUACUGCAACAAUCAUGGGGAUUGUGUGAACGUGAAAACUGGUCCAAUGUGCCAAUGCUACAAGUCUUCUUUUCAAGAAUACUACGGACCACAGUGUGAGCUUUUCCACAGAGGUGCAGGGUUUUACGCUGCCCUCUUCGGGAGUUUAGGAGCUGUCCUUCUUCUUUUCAUCACUGUGACAAUCGUGAUUAUAGUCAUACAGCUGAGGCGCAGAAGAUGCUGGUCCAUGAGCAGCAGUCACGAGUCGAAGAGGUCGAACUUGUUUGAUGACUACUUCUUUGACUUCACCGACAGAAGCCAAGAAUGUCAACUUCAGAAGUAUUCUUUGCAUGAUAACCUACCAGAGGCAGAGGCUGGAAUGUUUAGGUCACAUCUCAAAAAUGUUGAUACGACUUCGAAUGUGAAGACACAAUAACAGAAGCAAUGCCAUAAUUAACAUCGGGUUUUUCGGGUCACUCUGGAGAUCUUCAAGCUUUGCUGUCUUUCAUAUAUUUACUUACAAGCACUAUUAUAAUUAUCUCUAAAUCAAAGAUUAUUGUCUGUCAUAAGAAAUGAUUAGGCCACAAGUAUAGAUUUGUGAGCUACAUUGUCUUUUUGCCACACUUCUGCAGAACACAUAAAUAAUAGCUAAUAAAUUAUUACAAUAGCCUACACACAUUUAUUUAUAUAAAAUUUCAUUAUGCCAUGUAUUUGAAAGUUACCUGGAUGGAUGUUAUGAACAUAAACUAGCUUCCAUUGCUGCUGUA
Molecule: messenger RNA, 6732 nt
Organism: Pangasianodon hypophthalmus (striped catfish)
Lineage: Eukaryota; Metazoa; Chordata; Actinopteri; Siluriformes; Pangasiidae
Product: mucin-3A
Exons: 9
Coding region: 54-6401 (2115 amino acids)
Source: RefSeq, a predicted model, not a curated record